Molecule: messenger RNA, 1917 nt
Organism: Rotaria sordida
Lineage: Eukaryota; Metazoa; Rotifera; Eurotatoria; Philodinida; Philodinidae
Source: the annotation of a GenBank genome assembly
AUGUUUAGUGGAAGUUGGUUAUCUGAUAAAUCCGAUUCAAAUUCUAAUAUAUAUUAUCAACAAAAUAAAAAGAGUCGUUUAGAUAAUUCAAUGAAAAGAGAAAAUUCAUCAUCAACUCAUACACAUGUUCAUCAUCAUCAUAUUCAUCAUCAUCUUGUACUUGAUGAUCAAACACCUUCAAAUUCAAAUUCAAAUUCAAAUUCAAAUUCAAUUUCAAAUAAUAAAAAACGUAAACAUUGUGAAACAAUUAAUAUAAAAACAACAAAUUCUUCAAAUGAUGGAGAUUAUCAAUUAGUACAAAAUGAAGUUUUAUAUUCAAUGACAAAUUCUUAUGAAGUUUUAGAAUAUUUAGGACGAGGAACAUUUGGACAAGUUGUUAAAUGUUGGAAAAAAGGUACAAAUGAAGUUGUUGCUAUAAAAAUAUUAAAAAAUCAUCCAUCAUAUGCACGUCAAGGACAAAUUGAAGUAUCGAUUUUAUCACGUCUUGGUCAAGAAAAUGCUGAUCAAUUUAAUUUAGUUCGAGCUUAUGAAGUAUUUCAACAUAAAAAUCAUACAUGUCUUGUUUUUGAAAUGCUUGAACAAAAUCUUUAUGAUUAUUUAAAACAACAAAAAUUUGCUCCAUUACCAUUAAAAUCAAUUCGACCUAUUAUACAACAAGUUUGUGUUGCAUUAUCAAAAUUAAAAGAAUUAGGUCUUAUUCAUGCUGAUACAAAACCAGAAAAUAUUAUGUUAUUAGAUCCACGUCGACAACCAUUUAAAGUUAAAUUAAUUGAUUUUGGUAGUGCAUCACCUGUUGAAAAAGCUAUUCAAUCAACUUAUCUUCAAUCACGUUAUUAUAGAGCUAUUGAAAUUCUUCUUGGUUUACCAUUUAAUGAAUCUAUUGAUAUGUGGUCACUUGGUUGUGUUAUGGCUGAAUUAUUUCUUGGUUGGCCACUUUAUCCUGGAUCAUCUGAAUAUGAUCAAAUUCGUUAUAUAUCUCAAACACAAGGUUUACCUAAUCAAAAUAUUCUUGAACAAGGACAAAAAACUUCAAGAUUUUUUCAUUUUGUUAAUUAUCAAUGGAAAUUAAAAACAGCUGAACAAUAUGAAAGAGAAACAGGAAUUAAAUCAAAAGAAGCGAGAAAAUUUAUUUUUAAAAAUAUUGAUGAUAUUCAACAUAUUCAUUUAAAACAAGAUUUACAAUCAAAUCAAUUACAAGCUGAAAAAUUAGAUAGACUUUUUUUUGUUGAUCUUUUAAAAAAAAUGAUUCACCUUGAUCAAACACUUCGAAUAACACCUAAUCAAGCACUUCAUCAUCCUUUUAUUACUAUGGAUCAUCUUGUAGAUUAUACUAAUUGCAAUAAUGUUAGACAAAGUGUUCAAAUGAUGGAAGUUUGUAAAAAACCAAAUAAUUUUAAUUUUAAUCAUUUUACAACUCAAAUUCGUCAACCAGCAAAUGAAAUCUUAGUAUCAUAUCCUCUUCCACCAGCAGCUUAUUUUAUUCCACCAUAUCAAGUUGGAACACCAUUAUUUGUUCCUGUUGCUCCAACUGAUCGACCAUUUUUAAUCAAUAAUCCAACAUGGAGUCAAUUAUUAAUUCCACCAUCAUUUGUUGGUUUAUUUAAUCGUCGUUUAACAACAAAUGAUUUUCCAUCAACAAAUUAUAUUCCACAACAAACAUUUCAAUUUAAUUUAAAUGAAAAUAAUCUCAAUAAUAAUCAUAAUAAUAAUAAUCAUCGUCAACGUCCUGUUUCUGUAAUAACAUUAUCUUCUGAUGAAGAUGAUGAACAACCACCACCAAGAGUUGCACCACCUCAUCCUCCAUCAUUAAAUUCAAAUAUUAAUUUAAAUUCGAACUCAAUUUCAAAUAAUCGGUCAAAUAUAAAACGUGAACGAAUAAGCAUCGAUCAUCGAACACAAGUAUCGAUUUUAAUUUAA